AUGUCCUCCUCGCUCAAGACCGUCGGCAUGCGCCUCUCGGGCUCCCUCGCGAGCCGCUGCUGCCCUCGGGCUACCACCAUGCUCGCCACCGCUGCUCGUCCCAUCUGCCUCUCCCAGCAGAACCGCUCGAUUUUCCCUGCUGCGCCAUUCGCCCGUGCCAACUCCAGCUUGGCCUCGAACACCCCCGCCGCCGAUAAGGUUCCUGCACUCGACUGGAACACCUUCUUCAAGCUGCGCCUGCGCCGCCGCCGUAUCCAAGUCUUCUUCUCCGCCAUUACAGGUAUUGGUGGUUUCGUCGUGGGUGCCGGCCUUCUGUCCUCGGGUAUCGCCGACUCUCUGGUCAGCCAGGUGCCCCUCGACCCGUUCUUCACCCUCGGAGGACUUACCAUUGUGUUUGCUGGUGCGGGCUGGCUCAUCGGACCUAGCAUCGGCAACCAGGUUUUCUAUCUUCUGAACCGUCAGAUCAGGUCCCAGAUUCACAAGAAGGAGGAUCAAUUCUUGGCAAGGAUAAGGAAGAACCGAGUUGAUCCCACCAAUUCGAGCGCUUCCAACCCAGUGCCCGAUUUCUACGGUGAAAAGAUUCAGAGUGUUCAGGGUUACCGACGAUGGCUGAAGGAUCAGCGUGCCUUCAACAAGAAGAAGACGGCCAACUUCGUGUAA
Molecule: messenger RNA, 660 nt
Organism: Clonostachys rhizophaga
Lineage: Eukaryota; Fungi; Ascomycota; Sordariomycetes; Hypocreales; Bionectriaceae
Source: the annotation of a GenBank genome assembly